AGACAAAUUGCUGUAACUGUGUUUAUUGAUGAUUCCAGGGCUGUGGGUAAAGCCCUGGCGGGGAGGGACACAGAGCGAGAUGGCUAAUGGAAUGCUUCAAGGUUGCUCCGUUGUCUGGAGCUGCAGACUAGGCGAGUGGAGGACGAGGCCUCAGGCACGCCGGCACCCAGUCACCCCCAGACAGAGGUGGACACAGGCAGAUGCUGGGUGCGGCCCUGGCCAAGGGGGCACGCACUCAUGCACAUUCUCACAGAGACUCAAGGCUGUGUCCAGAACUCCAACCAGUGCAAACGACUUAGUGCAAAUUGAAUUCAGAAGGGACAGGGUAGUGGGAGGGGUUGGGAGACAGAGUUAUGGAUGCUUUGAGUCUCUCAAGCAAAGGAAAGAGAGGAAAGGUCAGAAACGAAGAGACUGAGAAAAGAAGGAAAAAGAAGAGAGGAGGGAGGCGAUGGUAAUGGGGUCAUCCCACUGGAAGGAGCCCAGCUUCAGGAUGACAUGGUGGGCGAUGGCCUUGCAAUGCAGCAAGGGGGUGGUCACGAAGAUGGAAUUGCCGGGGUGGGUGCUGGGGUGCUGCUCUUCUCAUGGUGUCCAGUGGUGUCUCUGGUGUUGGGUCGACGCGAUCUCCUUUCUUUAACUUAAC
Molecule: messenger RNA, 640 nt
Organism: Tupaia belangeri chinensis (Chinese tree shrew)
Lineage: Eukaryota; Metazoa; Chordata; Mammalia; Scandentia; Tupaiidae
Source: RefSeq, a predicted model, not a curated record